Loa loa (African eye worm) is the source of this 277-nucleotide messenger RNA. RefSeq lists its product as hypothetical. The transcript has a single exon. The coding region runs from base 14 to 277 and encodes 87 amino acids. Lineage: Eukaryota; Metazoa; Nematoda; Chromadorea; Rhabditida; Onchocercidae. The record is from RefSeq and is a predicted model, not a curated record.
AAAAUGCGAUGAGAUGUGUCCAGUGGCGCCGGUGGAGCACGUGAAUGGGAUGUAUGUGCAGCGUGACGCACACGACAUGGCUACUUCACCCCAGUCUCGACAUGCGUCCUACCCGUUCUAUAACAUACACCUGAUGAACACCCCUUCCUGGUACUCCCGAGCCCUUCCUUCGCCCCCGCAUGCAUCCUUUAUCUUAUGUAUUGAUUCGGGCGACAUGUACUUCCUUUCAUGUCGUACUCUCAUCCAUACACUGGUUUUGCAUGUCCUCGCAAAUUGA